ACUUCCGACCAUCAAAAAUGUUCAACCACAACUUGCUGGUUUAUCGCCACCAACCUUGAAUGAAGCGCAGCAGCAUCCUCCCUCUCGGCGCAGCCUCAUUGGUCGCUGCCGCUCUCCGCCGGCAUUUCAUUGGUCUCACCUGCCGCUGGAUAUUGGGCUGCAUCAUCAGGACCAGUGUCCGGUGAUCCAUCCGGUGGAUGACGGACAGCUGAGGGGCCUCGGACGAGUCACAGCUGAUUCAACAACAGACACCCGGAUAAACCUUCUGAUUUCCGUUUCUGCCGCGUUCACUGACUGUGGUUUCCAGUGUCUGUGAUCUCCGCCUCCCAGUCAGGAGUCCACUGAAAGGCUUCUUCAUGCUGCAAGACAGCUCCAAAGCGUGGAGCAACGGCUCGGAGGCCUACAGCAGCGAUCCUGAGGAAGAGGAGAAGGAGGAGGAGGAGGACAUGGUGUUUGGGGAGAACGAUCAGGACGGCAUGGCAGAGGAAAUGAUGGAUCUGAGCGACCUCCCCUCAUCGCUCUUUGCAUGCAGCGUCCAUGACACUGUGUUCGAGGACGACAUGCACAGGGAGAGGUUCGAAGCAUUGUUCAGGAUCUACGACGAACAGACGACUUUCCAGAUGUUCAAAAGCUUCCGGAGAGUGCGGAUCAACUUCAGCACCCCAGAGGCCGCUGCCCGCGCUCGCAUUGAGCUGCACGAGUCAGAGUUCAAUGGCACGAAGCUGAAACUCUACUUUGCCCAAGUCCAGAAUGGCGACGAGGACAUUGACAAGUCGUACCUGGCCCCUCCCGCACCCGUCAAGCAGUUUCUGAUCUCACCGCCUGCCUCGCCACCUGUGGGCUGGAGCCAGAGCGAGGACGCUACGCCCGUCAUCAACUAUGACCUCCUGUGUGCAGUAGCCAAGCUAGGACCUGGUGAAAAGUAUGAGCUCCACGCGGGCACAGAGUCCACCCCCAGCGUGGUUGUCCACGUGUGCGAGAGCGAGACGGAGGAGGACGAGGCGGCGCGGCCAAAGCAGCAGAUCGUCCAGACCAGACGCCCCGAUGAACCCCCCAAGGUCUUCAACUAGAGAGGCCUCCCCCCCCCCCGACACCGGCGCGGCCGCCGACCGCCCCUUAAACCCGCAACACACCUGCCCUCUCUCUCUUGUCUCUGCACUCACAGAGAGCGUCGACGCCCCUCAUUUCAGUUCAACUACAAGCAAAAACAAACCAACAAACAUUGCUCAAAAACGGUGUUUGUGGGGAGUGUGGCGAUGGAAUGAGGCGGCUUGAAGGGGAUGGAUGAGAAUCACACACACACUCAUCACAUUCUGCGGACAGCGUGGGGAGUGGCGGGCACACUUGCCUCCACCCCACCAACCCCCCUCGUUUUCAGCAACAGGGGUCGAAAUACCUGUCCCAGUGUAGGCACCUGUCACUUAUCACACACACUCAGCUCUCAUCGCGAAUCCUGCUCAGUAGCCUGCUAGUUAAUUAGCCUGUUAGCCGUACCUCUCCCUUACUUUCAGUCAUUUGUUCAGUAACAAAGACAUUUUUCUUUUUUUCUUUUUUAAAAUAAAUUGUGUUUUCACACGUGAUAUAUAUAUAUAUGUGUCUGUGUUUUAUAUAUGUAUAUAUAUACAGUAUAUAUAUAUAUAUAUAUAUAUAUCAAUACAUAUAAACUGCACAUAUGUGUGUCUCUUAUUUUCUUUUCCAUCCAUCUUCAUAUCUGGUUUGUCGCUUCAGCCUGCAUCAAGAUUGAGUGUGUGAUGUUCCCACUCGUCUGCAUGUAUAUAAUAUAUUACAAAAAAAAUACGUACAGAAACACAAACUACUAACAGAAUAUAUCAAGAAAAAGGAACCUAUUUAACGUCACACAGCACGAAGCGCCAUAUGUGACAAACAAAGUUGUAGUGGUUGUUUGACUCCCCCCCCCUCCCCGGCUCGUUUUCGCUUUUUGUCUUCUUUUUUAAUUUUGGAGAGGUGUUGUUUUUUGCUAGACUACUAGAUGUGUAUUCUUACUGUGUAUUUUAUACCCCAACACUUUUGCAUGCUUAGUUAUUUCUGUAGAUGAGGAGCUGAGGUGUGUUUUUUUUGGGUUUUUUUAUUGCUGUUUGUGAUGACAGGGAAAUAAAUGGUGUGACGCUUCUGACGCAAGUGCAUAUCCCCACGCAGAGUUUAAAGUGACGUCUUUUGGGGGGAAAAAAGCCUAAAUGGGUUUUUGUAUGAUUGACGGUUCAGUCUUUGGCUUGAAGGCAAAUUUGCAUUUGUCGCUUUUUGGGGGGAUUUGAUGGAUCAGAGACAGUUAAUCCUCCUCGUUUUCUUCAAGGGGUUUUGGGAUUCUGUUUUUUGGUCUCUGAUUCUGUUUGUUGUAAUUCAUAUCUUCAAUGUUUUGGUUAUGUUGUUUGAUCAAACCCACUUUCUACGUGUCAGGUUUUCUCCUGAAACCUACUGCUUUUUUUGCACUGAGUAUCUCUUGAUAUCUCCAAGCAAUUGCGGGGCCCUCAAACGUCUCCUGCUGUGCGCCUGAUUACUGCGCUGCUUUUCUCUGUAAAUAGCUGGGCGUGGUAUAGACUUGUGGAAAUAGUCCUCUUAGAUUUUGUAGUAUACCUGGAAGCAUUUUGCUGAGAAAAGGGAAUAUUAGGUAGCCUCAUGAGAUAUCAACCAAAGCAUUCACUCACCCCACAUUGUCAUCAAAGCCUAGAGGGAUAUUUCUUACUCAAAGACACUGAUGUAUAUUUGUUAAUCUGAGAGAGAACUCAUAUUUUCCCAACACAACUGCAGUACUCAAUUAUAUUCUUAUUUUAUAUUAAUACUUUUUCCACGGUAUGUUGUUCAGUGGAAACUCGAACAAAUUUCCACUAAAAAGAUCAUGAGCUUCUUACUUCUUUCUUGUUUAACUCUCCCUCCAGUCCUUUAUCAGAUUAUUGUGCUUCGACUACUCAUCUCGUGAAAUCAUUCAGUGCUUCAGAAGCAACAGGAACACGUUUCUAACAGGGAUUUGGGGCGUCAGUGGUGAGUCUAAACCUUGUUUGUCGUUAGGCAGCAUGAAAUCUAACUUUUUUUCUAUAUAACAUAAGUAGACAAAGGUCCAUCUGCAUGUGAGCACUUUAUCGUCAGUGUUUUGUUUGUUUCCGCGACAUAAAAUCUUUCUCGAGACAAAGUAGGAAGCACAUUGCAUUUCUUCUCUGUUUCUCCUCUUGUGUUGUCUCAUUUAUCUCAAGCUGAACACCUGGUUAGCCUUUUCACCAGCAUAUUGCAGUGAGUGAAACACUCCACUUCCUUUUUGCUAGGGUGAACCUUGGAGAAUUUCAGGCCUUUUGGAUCUUUGGACGUGUGCUCCUGAAAGACGCGUAGGGACGCAGCACAGUCACAGGUUUCGAAACGAGGCAGGAAGACAUUGCAGAACAAAAAUUAAUGUCUUUGUUUUCGUGUUUGUCCACAAGAAACUUUACUCUUAUCUUCUGAGAAAGUCAAACAGUUCUUUGAAACUCACCGUGGUGGUAGAGUGCAGUUUUAUUGGCACUACAGUAAAGCUGUCGCGGCUAUCUAAGCAGACGGCAGAUUGGUGGAAGUGCCGAGGUGGAUUAUGAUAAAGAGGAAGCGGUGGGACAGGAGGAAGGACACUUGUGGAGACUUUUUUACUCUGGUCACGAUGUUUAAAACUGGGCGCAUUUUGGUCACAGAUGAUAUGAAGAUGUAUAUUUAUGUACAUAUGCCAAGUCUUUUCUUUUUCUUUUUUGCUGAGGCCAGUCCCGGUGUGCAGUUUGUUAUGGCUUCUCUUUGCAAUGUUGUAAUGGAAAAAAAAAAAUACAAAAAUGUGUAACAAUAAGUCCUGAAGAUGCUCGUUCCAAACCAACUGUCAUUGUGUUGUGUUCAACAGUUCAACGAGGACUCUAUUGGGGAUCGUCUACUGAAAAGGUCAAUGAUACAGUUUGUCACUGUUGCUCUGUUUCUGUCGAAAUAUGAAUAUUGUAUCUUGUAUUGUAGAAAUCCAGAAAACAACGUAGCAAAACAAGCAAUAAUUUACAGUUGUAUAAUACCGUUGUCUGUAUUUUCAUGUUCUGUACUUACUUCUCGGAGAUGGUCUCUGUCUCUUACAGUAUCUGCUUCUAUUUGUGUAGUAUAAUAGUCCUUUGUUUCACAUACAAUAUACAUAAAGACAUAUUCUUAAAAGCCA
Scophthalmus maximus (turbot) is the source of this 4162-nucleotide messenger RNA. RefSeq names its product regulator of calcineurin 3 (gene rcan3). Gene Ontology annotation, biological process: calcium-mediated signaling. The record is from RefSeq and is a predicted model, not a curated record. Bases 357 to 1070 code for a protein of 237 amino acids. The transcript is spliced from 5 exons. Gene Ontology annotation, cellular component: nucleus; cytoplasm. NCBI's taxonomy places the organism in Eukaryota, Metazoa, Chordata, Actinopteri, Pleuronectiformes, Scophthalmidae. Gene Ontology annotation, molecular function: nucleic acid binding; calcium-dependent protein serine/threonine phosphatase regulator activity.